Molecule: messenger RNA, 3228 nt
Organism: Pogona vitticeps (central bearded dragon)
Lineage: Eukaryota; Metazoa; Chordata; Lepidosauria; Squamata; Agamidae
Gene: PCBP2
Product: poly(rC) binding protein 2
Molecular function (GO): RNA binding
Source: RefSeq, a predicted model, not a curated record
AAGGCGCGCGGCCGGGCCCAGCUACCCCGUCAGUUUGAUUUUCUCCCAGCGACCAAAGAUUUGACCACUGACUAAGCCUGACUUAACUGAACAUAGCUCAAGAUGGACACUGGUGUUAUCGAAGGAGGUUUAAAUGUCACACUUACCAUCCGCCUACUUAUGCAUGGGAAGGAGGUGGGAAGCAUCAUUGGAAAGAAAGGAGAAUCUGUAAAGAAGAUGCGUGAAGAGAGUGGUGCUCGCAUUAAUAUCUCAGAAGGGAACUGCCCAGAACGGAUUAUCACUCUUGCUGGACCCACUAAUGCCAUCUUCAAAGCAUUUGCUAUGAUCAUUGACAAACUGGAAGAGGAUAUUAGCAGCUCAAUGACCAACAGCACAGCUUCUAGCAGACCCCCUGUUACUCUGAGACUUGUGGUGCCCGCCAGCCAGUGUGGCUCUCUCAUUGGAAAAGGAGGCUGCAAGAUCAAGGAGAUAAGAGAGAGCACAGGGGCACAGGUCCAGGUGGCAGGAGACAUGUUGCCCAACUCUACUGAAAGAGCGAUCACCAUUGCUGGGAUUCCACAGUCCAUCAUUGAGUGCGUUAAACAGAUCUGUGUGGUCAUGCUCGAGUCUCCCCCAAAGGGUGUCACCAUCCCCUACCGACCCAAGCCAUCCAGUUCUCCUGUCAUCUUUGCGGGCGGUCAGGACAGGUACAGCAGCGGCAGUGCAAGCUACCCCCACACCGCCCCAUCAAUGUGCCUCAACUCUGACCUGGAGGGACCACCUCAAGAGGCCUAUACCAUUCAAGGACAGUAUGCCAUUCCACAGCCAGAUCUGACCAAGCUGCACCAGUUGGCAAUGCAACAGUCACACUUUCCAAUGUCUCAUGGCAACACUGGAUUCAGUGGCGUUGAAUCCAGCUCUCCAGAUGAGAAAGGCUAUUGGGCAGGUUUGGAUGCAUCGGCUCAGACUACUUCUCAUGAACUCACCAUUCCAAAUGAUCUGAUUGGCUGUAUCAUUGGGCGUCAAGGCGCCAAGAUCAAUGAGAUUCGCCAGAUGUCCGGGGCGCAGAUCAAAAUUGCCAAUCCAGUGGAAGGAUCUACUGACAGGCAGGUUACCAUAACUGGAUCUGCAGCCAGCAUUAGCCUGGCUCAGUAUCUAAUUAAUGUCAGUUUAGAAAGCGCUAAACCCUCCUCCCAGGCAGCCUCCGUCACGAUCCCCGACCACCUCAGCAUCAACCUCUCUCAACCCUCCACCCCUUCUUCUUCUUCCUCCUCCACCACCACCCCCUCGCUUGCGACAGCAGGGGUCUCCGACGCACCCUCCAGCCUCCCCAACCCUCUUCCGACCGCCCCCUGUGUCUCCAGUCUGCUUGGCAUGAAACCCGUCCCUCUCCUGGCUCUAAAUGUUGUGUCUGCUGCUAAGGGUGCCUCCACCACUUCAGCUGUGCCAUGUGUUACUAACAAACUGAAAACGGAAAAACAGAGAUUCUCUCCUUACUGAACGUCUGCUUGUGGCCUUAGAGGAACAGCAGAUAGUUUUUCAGCCAUGGGGAGUCCUGUAGAGGAGACUUGGAAGAGAUUUUUUUUAAAACUUCAAAACAAAUGUGAGCUUGUGAUUCCUUUAGGAUGGAGUUUCUUUUUGCUGGCAACCUCCACUAGGUCAAAGACAAUUGAGCAAGUGUAUUAAUACGUUUUGAAGUCCAGUAGUGAUCUUCUGAUGUAGCUUGUAGCUGUUGAUUUCGUAGUUUUGUUUGCAUUGUUACAUGGAAUAAGAUGGGUGGGGAGGGGGUGGGUAGGCGGGUGGACGGGCGGGAAGGGAAUGCUAGGGUCUGUUAACAAAAAACUAAUUUGCAAUUCCUGGGUUUUAACCUGUGCAAAGAGGCUACUUUGGCCAAAUCUGUCUCAAUGUCUGUCUCUGUAAUAAAGCUGUCAACUUUGAGAGAGUAUGCACAGAUGUGCCUGAAUUUGGACUGAACUAUGUGACCUUAGCUGUUUGAAUAUUCACAUUGCAUCCCCAGGCUAAAGUGUUUGAAUAGAUUCUGGCCAUUGUUCUAUAACAGCUUUCUCUGACCUGUGGCCCUCUGGAUGUUUUGUACAGCUACUCCCUCGCCAUUCAUUGGCUGUGCCGGCUAGUAGUGGUGGAUGGAGCAGUCUUAAAAACAUCUGCAUGGCACCAGAUUGGGAAGGAAGCCCUAAAACUGAAUCCACAUAUUAAUACACCUCAUUUAAAAUGUAUGCCUUUUCCUCUGUAUUCAUCCUUCCCUUUGUACAGACUGUGGCAGACCUUUCAAAGGGUCAAAUGCUUUAGACACCUGAUUUGCUCCUUACCCAGGACUGCAUGAGCUACUAUAACAAGCCAAGACCACCUGAAAGCAAUGCAUACAGUACAAUGAAUACCCAUAACACUGCUGCACAUGGUAGUUUCCUGUAUAGUACAUUUUAAAUGGCAGCGUAACAUGUGAAGCUGAGCUGGCUGAUGUUUAGGCCUUGGAGCAGGUAGCUCAGAAAUUAGAGAUGUAGUAACUGACAGCAAUAUAUGUUUUUGACAAAUGGGCAUAACAUCUUAACAGGUAAUUCUUGGGGCUGUAACUGGUAUAGCAAAGUUGGGAGGAGGGAGAUGUAGAGGCCAGCAAACAGAUUUCAAUUAUCCCAGUCUUUUUGCUUGUUCCUGGGAGCCCGCCUUUUCCCUCCAUUGAGGAUUCAUUGAUAGUAAAGUAGAAUGAACCCUUGGCAAGAAAGAGUGACAUGCUCUUGUGUUUAGCAUGAUGGCAGUUUGUUCUUUCUUUUGCUGUCUGCACUUUUUGCUGUAUACACCUGAUGUUUAGCCUGGGGUUGCCACACAAACACUGAAGAUGCUUGCUUUUUUUAGCAGCUUCUGGUGUUUCUAACCCUUCAGAAAUUGAGGCAACGUUGGGUAUGAAUGGUGACAGAAUUGCUAGCAAUCUUAUGUUUAUCCUUUGUAUUUAAAAAAAAACCUAUUGGAACAAGUUAAAAGUGCUAUCUGACUGAUCUGGGACAGUUUCACACUUCGCAUUCAGGGUGAGGGAAGGUCCUGAUUCUGUCGUGGGGAUGGGGCAGCCAUCAAUUAGUUGAUUAUGCAGUUUUGUCAAGCCCUUUUUCCUUGAUAGCAGGAAUCUUUUUAAGUGCUUGUUUCUGCAGUUUGACUUUCACAAUUGUAACUUUUUUUAAAAAAAACUGUUCUGUUCUGUAGUGUAAACACAUUAAGUAAAAAUUGUCCACUCUUAACCAA